Messenger RNA from Pelmatolapia mariae (spotted tilapia), 5619 nucleotides. Its product is annotated as protein FAM8A1-like. NCBI's taxonomy places the organism in Eukaryota, Metazoa, Chordata, Actinopteri, Cichliformes, Cichlidae. The coding region runs from base 9 to 1004 and encodes 331 amino acids. The record is from RefSeq and is a predicted model, not a curated record. The transcript is spliced from 5 exons.
CAUCAAACAUGGCUGACAAAGAAAACAGAAGUAUGGAUGUCGAUAAGAGAAAGAAUAAACCUUGUGGUAGUCAAGUUAAGCCAUUAGCUGACGAAGUUACCCAAAGAAAAGACAACCGGGGCAGCACUGACGGCGAGAAGGACGCCGAAGAAAGCCGUUCCACGACACAAUACUGCGAGAAACUACAGACAUGGAUGUGGCAAUACUACAGUGGAUAUGUGAACUGGCAAAGCUGGCUAGCAGCGUCAGCCAUGUCCUACCCUUACUGUUUACAGCCACCUAACGGGACUUCCACCGUUCUUGAUAUCAACUUCCAGCACUGGCAUAACAAUCCGUUUGGUCUUCCGUUGUCUCCUUACCCACCCGCGGCCGGCUCCUCGAGCGGCCGUGCAGGUGAAGCCAUCGUCGGGGCAGCAGUGCCCGCUCAGCCGCAGCAGCAGCAGGCGAGGGAGAAUGGAAAUGCACCGAGACCAGGACGAGAGUACAGUAUUCCUUCUCCUCUCCAAAGACUAAUGGCUGAGAUGGUGGAUUUCUUCAUAUUGUUUUUCAUCAAAGCAACUAUAAUCAUCAGUAUUAUGCACCUUAGUGGAAUCAAAGAUGUUUCCAAGUUCGCCAUGCAUUUUAUAGUGGAGGAAAUUGAUGAAGACACAUCGAUGGAGGAGCUGCAGAAAAUGAUGCUUGUUGCUCUUGUGUAUCGGAUAUUAGUUUGUUUUUAUGAGAUCAUAUGCAUUUGGGGAGCAGGAGGAGCCACUCCCGGAAAGUUUCUCAUUGGACUCAGAGUCGUGACAUGUGACUCAUCGGUUCUGGUUCAGCCUAACAGGGUUCUUGUCGUGCCGGCAACUAAUGUCUCUCUUUCUGCAUCGACUGUUCGAGCCUUGAAUAAGAACUUUUCCAUUGCCUUCUUCUUCCCAGCCUUCAUCACUCUUCUGUUCUUCCAGCACAACAGGACUGUGUAUGAUAUGGUUGCUGGUACAAUUGUUGUCAAGCGAUCCAGGGACAGAUGAUGCUGCACAGAAGAAUGGCCCCACAAUAACUUUGAACAGGCACUGAGUGACAAUUUGUUUUCUUUUUAAAAAUAUAAUGUCGACUGAACUCAGACACCUCCCUUUCAAGGUAUUGUCAGAGCACAAGAGAAUCGGGAUGGUUGCAUUGAGUUUGAGACACACCAAUAUGAACUGUUUCAAUUUGGAUUUGUUCUGUUUCUGACACACACACUGUAUUUCUGCAUGUAUGUCUACAUGCUGCUUUCAGAAUCAGGUCCUGUGCAAGGAAAAAAUGAUGGUAUCUGCUAAGUUUUUAUUGAUAGAAGAUUCGCUUCCUUUUUAAAAUUGUCUUUCAAGAUUAAGGGUGACUGUCUAACUUGGAUAACUCAGUAUUUAAAGUUUCAGUAGGCAAGGAAACCAGAGAAGACAGGAUUUUAUUUAAAAGAAAAGCCAGAAUAUGAAGAUUAAAGAGCCCUUUUCUUGCACCUUUUAUUUUGUUCUGUUUAACCACCUCCCACUUUUUUUUAAAUAAUAAUAUUUAAAAUAAUAUUAAUAAUAAUAUAUAAUAACAUUUUGCACUGCUCACAUGAUCCGGUAUGAAAGGCAACAAGUCCUUUAAUUAAUCAAUCACUUUGUCAUUUGUUACUUACUUAAAAUGAUCUCUAACGCAUGUGAACAUUUCCCCUUUUAAGGAGGAGCAGAGUCUAGGAGAUAGAUAUGUAGUUGGCAUUAACAUACACAGCUGUUGACAGUGACACUGGAUGUGAGUCAGAUCACCUAAUUUUGCUUUGAAUCAUUUUUCAAUUGCAGUUUGACAAGGCAGAUGGGGAGUGCUAAAUUUCUGUCCCAUCUAAAGGAGUUGACACUGUCUCAGCAGCAGCUUAACCAGGCAUUAACAAGUGCUCAUGUCAUUUUUCCAAGCGUUUAUUUUCUGGUCAUUUCUUGGGGGAUGUGCGUUGUGAUUGGCCGAGGUCUACUGGGGCAAACUUUAUUUUUUUUAAAAAGCUUGAAGACAGAGCUGGGAGAAGGUGCAAGACUCUAGUUUCCUUUCCAUCUGCUUGAGUUAUUAUGCAGUUUUUUCUAAAAACAUUUUGCCUGCAACAGAUUUAAGUUGCUAAUCCUGCAUUAAUGAGAUUACGCCAUCAAGUAUGUCUUUGUAUUAAAUACUUACCCUCAGACCUGUAUGCUCAGACUUAAAAUUUUUGAUCAUUGCUCACAGUGGGAAUCAUGCAUUAAUGAUAACGUGUGAUUAUUAUUGCUUUGUAAUAGCUGAUUGCAGUAUUAUCAUUAGCACUAACAUUUGGGAGAAAUUGAAGCAGAGGAGUAACAAAUGGAAAAACACCACAUGGCUGGAUGGAUGGAUGAUACCACAAUAGGCAAAAUGCCCUAUAGUCUGUGCAAAGGUGAUUGAAGCUGCCGUGGAAUCAAAACCACUUAAGAUCUUAUGAUAAUCCCUACUAAUUGGCCUAAUUUAAUAACAGAUGGCAUUAUCAAGUGUUUACACAUUUAAUUAUGAGAGCUUAUAGAGGAAAUGUACUGUGACAAUUUCUGCUAUAAAAAAUGCAUUAAUGGACAUUUUCUACUCCAGUUUCCUUGAUCAAAGACACUGUUAAGCAUUUUCUUCUGUGUGCUAAAGUACCAAAAAUGCCUGCUAGAUGUGCUGUGAUGAAAUCUACUGUGUAACUUGAUGACAAUCUGUAAAUGGGCCGACUUCAGUUGUGAGAGGAUUACACUGUGUAAAAAUGGCAGCUUACUGAUCCUAUUUUUCUUAUUAAUAAGACUUUGGCUCCACCUGUUGUACAUCUGUUGGUCUUGCAGACAUCAGGCUUCUGCCUGUUGUGAUGAAUCACGGAGAUCACUGCACUGUAACAUGCCUACAUUUGUCUCUGUGUGAUUUUCAUUCAUCCUCGCCGAGAACCAAUCGCUGUGUGCCCGUGACAUGAAUCAAUCCGACUCUAACAGCAGCUUGACUCAGCUUGUUUUUGAGACAUUUCUCCCAUGCUUAGACUUUUCUGGCAUGUCACAUGUACUCCGAGGGGACUGUGGAAGCGCCAAGUGUUGGCAACUGUUGACAUGGUGAUUGUGUUAGGCCCACUAAGUGGCAGUUUCAGCUGACAGCCACAGAUGGUACUCCCAGAUUACAGAGCGACUCCCCGCCCCCCUCACAUGCGGCUGCCAUGCAUCAUGCCAUAGGGAAUAGAAAAAUGUAGCUUAUUGUUGUGAAGAAAGUGUGGGCAGACACUGCCCACGAGUAUCACUGUGCUAUAUUCUGAUGAGUGAGUGUAGCUUGGUUUGGAGUUGAAGCGUUUUUUGUAAUUGAUUUUAUUAUUGACAUCUUCUGGCUCACAUCCAAAAGGGAGUGCAAGAGACAGAUUUUAGGAAAGCUCAAGGGGACAUUUAUCCCUGUAGUUAAUGGCAAAUUUUUGUGUUUAACUUCUUAAUAUUUUACAAAACCUCUCAGCUGCCGAAGUAAAUGAAGACCUUGCAAUCGCUUGUAGUUAGAAACACUCCUGGCAUUAGUAUGUAAAUCCCAUUGAUGAUCGCCUACAUUUCCAUAAAUGGAAAUGUGGCACUAAGCAUGGAAGUGCUGGAAGAGAUUCCUCAUGUAGCCUUGUAAAAAUAUCAAUUUUUAAAACAUGAAAGGAAAUCAUGGAGGUUAGAGGAGGUGAGCUGGGUGCAAAAAUGUAUCGCUCAUAGUAUAUUUAUGUUGUCAUGCUCUGCUUCGGAAAUCUACUUCCUACCUGUCACAUGGCAUGCCAUACGUUAUCAAGCUGAUGUGUCCAGCCUGAGUUCCUGCCACUCUUUCUGGCUCUUUUAACAAGGAAGUCAUGUACAGGCUCACAGCUUUCUCAGACAGCCAUGUGUCUGUGUCUGAACAAAGCCAUGUACAAGCCAGAAGGAAUGAAGUAAACAGUCUGGGCUCAACUGGACUAAAAUAUUCCCUAAGUUUGUGUCCUUACACUCAUUAUUUGCUCAUUAGAUCCUCCGCAAUGGCAGGUGGUGCUGCUGCUCUUCACACACAGACAACAGGCUCCAGGUGUUUUGAAGUCAUGGAAAGGUGCUGUGGGCUGAAAUAGUGCUCGCUGCUGAUGCUUUUUCCUCUCUGGUGUGUCUGUGCCUGUUGGUAUUCCUCUCAAGUGGCAUCAGUAAUUACAGGCUGGCUGGGUUCUGCCUGAGUGGAAAGGGCUGUUGAUGAAGAGGAGACCUGUUGACUGGGGAGGGAGAUAAGUGUCUGCUCUAACGCUAGGGAUGUCAUAAGGCAACACAUAUUUUAUGGGCACAUUCACACACAUAAAAACUUUUGGUGGCUCCUAAUGUCGCUACCUACAUGCACAAAAUUUAUUCAGCUGCGCAGAUCAUUACUUAUCUAAUGGUUUCUCAUUUAGUUUAUUGCUUUUUUAAAACUUUAUAUGUUACUACUGGAGAAAAAAAUGUCUGAGAGAAGUAAAAAGUCUAAGAGAAGUAACCUUAAUGUUUAAUCCUAUGUUUUGGCAAAAAGAAAAGGGAUUUCUGGGGAAACAAAUACGGACUGUUUAAUAUAAAAUGUCUGUUUGUGAUGGGCUAUAAUGGAAAAUAGUUAUUAGUUACUGGAAAUAGAGCUUUCUAACCUCUGUGGGAUUUACUUGGCUAAUUAACGUUAAAUCAAAUGCACACACUGGCUAUUUUGUUCAACUGCUCGUUAAUGCAAAUAUCUAAUUAGCCAAUCACAUGACAGCAUCUCAAUGUAUUUAGGCAUUUAUAUCUGGGUGUUACGAAACUGCUGAUCUACUGGGAUUUUCCCACACAACCAUCUCUAGGGUUUACUGAUAGUGGACUGAAAAAGAGGAAAAUAUACAGCAAGUGGGCAAAAAUAGUAACUCAAAUAACUACUCAUUACAACCAAGGUAUGCAGAAGAACAGCACUGGAAUAAUGAGGCUACAUUUUAUACAGGCUCACCAAAAUUGGACAAUAGAAGCUUGGAAAAAGCGCUGCCUGGUCUGAUGUGACUCGAAUUCUGCUGUGACAUUUGAAUGGUGGAUUCAGAAUUUGGCAUAAACAUCAUGAAAGCAUGACCUGCCUUGUGUGUGCAGGUCAGGCUGAUGGUGGUGGUAUUAGGAUGUUUUCUUGGCACACUUUAGGCCCCUUAGUACAAACUGAGCAUUAUUUAAACACCACAACCUACCUGAGCAUUGUUGCUGACCAUCUCCAUCCCUUUACGACCACAGUCUGCCCAUCUUUGUAAAGAUCAUUGUAGGGUCUUUACCUUACCUUAGAGCGCUUUCAGGCAACUGUUGUUGUGAUUUGGCACUAUAUAAAUAAAAUGGAAUUGAACUGAACUGAAUCUUCUUCACGCGUACCUAAUCACAUUAAAACCAUCAAAUAAUCUGUAGGUCAUCUGUAGGUCACUUGUGGCACCUGUGAUUGGACUGGGAUCAUUUAAUUUAGCGGUCGAAUCGUUGCCCUGGGCUGUUUUUACAGAGAGGUUUGGGGAUUGAACAAUUGAAUUUUUAAGCUUUUUCAAAGCAGGUUGUUAUUUUUAUUAUAUGUCUUACCUUGAAGUACAUGUAGUUGCCACCUCUAUCCAGUCCUUGUAGUUAUUUCAGACAACUGUAAUAACAGUGACACUGCAAUCAGUGGCCCUUUGCUAUAAAGAAG